Scomber japonicus (chub mackerel) is the source of this 693-nucleotide messenger RNA. RefSeq names its product glutamate receptor ionotropic, NMDA 2D-like. Gene Ontology annotation, cellular component: postsynaptic membrane; plasma membrane; postsynaptic density membrane. The record is from RefSeq and is a predicted model, not a curated record. Gene Ontology annotation, biological process: long-term synaptic potentiation; synaptic transmission, glutamatergic; excitatory postsynaptic potential. Lineage: Eukaryota; Metazoa; Chordata; Actinopteri; Scombriformes; Scombridae. Gene Ontology annotation, molecular function: transmitter-gated monoatomic ion channel activity involved in regulation of postsynaptic membrane potential; NMDA glutamate receptor activity.
AUGCGACCGUCUUCCACCACGUCUCUCUUUACUCCCCUGCGUAUUGCCAAGGGCGUCUCUGUGCUCACCCAUGGGGCGAUGGCUCUGCGGAGAGACCAGGGGGCCACCAGCCGGUCGCAGUACGCCGGGAACUGCCAGAGCGACGGCAACCAGACCCACAGAGUGCCAGACAGAAUCAGAUACUUCACCAACAUCUCCAUCGGUGGGCGGGAUUACUCCUUCAACAGUGACGGCUACCUGUCCAACCCGCUGCUGGACGUCAUCUCCUACACCAAUGGGAGAGGUUGGGAGGAGGUUGGCUGGUGGGAAAAUGGCCACCUGCGCCUUCGCUACCAUCCUUGGUCCCGUUACGGCUCUUUCCUGAAGCCCCUGGAUGACUCCCAGCACCUCAGGGUGGUCACGCUGGAGGAGAGGCCCUUUGUGAUCGUUGAACCAGCUGACCCGGGAACUAGCUCCUGCAUCCGUGACUCUGUCCCCUGUCGCAUGCCCGUCAACUCCAGUUUGGUGGUGGACAGCACAGGACCCAUGAAGCACUGCUGCAAAGGCUUCUGCAUCGACGUCCUGAAGCGUCUGGCUAAAAUCGUGGGCUUCACCUACGACCUUUACCUGGUGACCAACGGGAGGCACGGGAAGAACAUCGACGGGGAGUGGAACGGCAUGGUCGGAGAGGUGAGGAGACGACUGCUGGAAUAA